Molecule: messenger RNA, 3497 nt
Organism: Monomorium pharaonis (pharaoh ant)
Lineage: Eukaryota; Metazoa; Arthropoda; Insecta; Hymenoptera; Formicidae
Gene: Osi23
Exons: 4
Coding region: 1327-2178 (283 amino acids)
Source: RefSeq, a predicted model, not a curated record
UAAUUAUAUAAUUUUGAUUUUUUAAUUAUAUAUUUGAUUAUUAUAUGGCGCAUUGAACAAAGUUAAUCAAAUCAAUUAGAUUCUGGAAUCGUAAUAAUAAAGAAAUUAUUAAAUUUUACUUUUUUGUUAAAUAAAUUUUACUCUAUUUCUAACAUAGAAAAUCGUAAUUUUUUAGAUUUUAUUAAUUUAUUUUAAAGAUUUUUACCUUAAACCAAUUUUUUAAAUUUUUAAUUUGAGAGAUAAAUAUAUAUAUUACCAUAUAUUAUUUACUGUCUUAUAUCUAUCUAGCUUACAAUUUAAGCAAAGUUAUAUAUUCAUAAAUUUUUAAUAUAUAGUAUUAUUGAUAAAUGCUAUUGCAGAAGAAUAUGCGGUUAAAUCGAAAAUUUUUACUACUUUACUACUUUUAUAUCAAUAAUAUAAAUUUAAUUUAUGUAUCAUCACUAGAUGCUUUUAGCUCGGAAAAAUUCUCAGAAAUUUUUGAAAAAAAUGUGACAAUGACGACGAACUUUACUGAUGAAUUGCUUACUAAAGCUCUGUGAAAAAAAUCUUUAAAAAAUUAUUGACGUAGAAGAUAAUAAAGGUAACAUUUUAAAAGGGGAAAAAAGGAAACAAAAAUACGAUAAACUAAAAAAUUAAAAUAUAUUCACUGUUUUCACUUUUAUUGUAUAUUAUGUCGAUAAUUAAAAAAUUUUUUAUAUUAAAAAAUUUUAAUAAGUAAUUUAUAGCAAAGUUUGCCAAUAUCAUACUCAAUUUUACAGUAUUUUUCGAAAAUGAAAAACAAUCUGAUUUUUUCCUCAAUUUUAUUUUUCCUGAAAAUUAGAAUACUAAGUCAUUAUAUGUGAUAUUCUUUAGCUAUCGUAUAUAAUUAACAGAGCAAAAAUGUUAUACAUUUUAGAAAAACAAUUUUGAGUAGUAAUUUUCUAAAUUUUUUUUAAAUUUAUAGCUUAUGGAAUUUUGUAUGUCCAAAUGCUUGGGUCAAUCUCGAAAAUUAAUUAGAAAUUCUUGAUCUUCUUUUGUAUAUUAAAGAUUUCUAAAUUGCUUAUUUUUCGAAACAUAAUUUUCGAUACAUAUUUAUAUAAGAACAUUUGUCGUGUUAAAAUACUUUUUCUGUGGCGGAAAUUGAUGGAUUCUAUCCGUGGAGAAAAAAAAUAGCAACGUCUAGAUGACAUAGUAGACAGUAAAUACUAACAUAAUUUUUGCCAACGAUUGCGGAGAAUGGUCGGUCGAGCGUAAAGUCCGGCCGCCUUUUGACCGCUACCUUGAUGCCCUUCGAUGACUCGUAAUGACUACCUGCACGGCAUCAUACUCUAUUUUCUGCACGUAUAAAUGUACGCAUUGCAUUGCCCGCACGACCGUCUUUCGCAGUGCACUGCGACGUAUCUGUUCGUGAAGAGGUCUCCGGAGCAGUACAAAUUUUUCCAGAUGCACCUUCGUGCUUUUCACGUCCUUGCCCUCGCACUGACUGUGGUCGUAAGGGCUGACUGUGACGAUAAAACAAAAUGGUACUCUGAAUUACGAUCCAUAAUCAAGAAUUGCCCGUCAAUGUCCCGGAAUAGCUCCGACCAGGAUGAAUUAUUAGACGUUUUUAGAAGAUGCGUACAGCAUAGAGCCAUCGGCACCUUGGAUACUCUCUUCGACCAAGACGUUAUUACGAUAUUCGAUGGAAUCGAUUUGAUACGACUUUAUUCAAAUGAUAAAAACAAUACGGAAUAUAAAGAUAAUUUUAAUGAUGAAUUGGAAGAGGAGGACAUUAGCUGGUCGUCGAUCAUCUGGAAUCGAAUAAAACGCGUUCUGCGGACUCACGCUUUCAAAAUUGACGUCGAUCAUGUAUUUAACACAGCUUCUAACAUAACCACGCGGAAUCUGGACAGUAUUGUUCAAGGACGAAAACGCCGUCGUAGGCACUACAUGCUCCCACUAAUGAUGAUGGGCCUGCUGUUGAUGGGUACAAUCCUAGUGCCAAUGGGCUUUCAAUUCCUCGCAGUGUUGGGCGGCAAAGCCCUGAUACUCGCCAAAAUGGCUCUUAUACUAUCCAGCAUACAAGGUCUGAAAAAAAUAGCUACCAGUGGCGUCAAUUACGGAUUAUAUCACGUCCCAGAUCACGGUUGGCAUGACAGAAGUCAUCAGAUUCCCAACGAGGAAGAAAAUUAUCCGGUAUAUCUGCCUCCACGUCCUUAGUUCUUCGCCAAAUCGAACGUUUCAAGUAUAUACAAGACAUUCGAAAAAGCUCUAAUGCGCAUUGUACUGUCAUCGAUAAUAUAGAGGGUGAAACGAAUUGGAAACAAUCGACAUUAUUUCUUGAAAUUGAAUUACUCACGGUAACACUUAUAUUUUAUUAAUAAAUCACGUAUAGUGAUUUACUUUAUUUUUUCUUCGAGACGUUUCACCUACAUUGCCGUACAUUUCGCCGCAAGCUAUUUGAUUAUACCAAGCGUUCAACAAUCUUCACUUGGUGUUUCACAUUUAUAUCUUCCAAACUUUUUAAUAUGUUAAUCUCAAUCAAACAAAAUUUUCAUAGACUUAAUAAAUUGUACAAACAAUUGACGACUACGCGCAAAGAAUCGAUAUUUGAAAGUAUUCGCAACUUUUUAGAUUUUUAGGUCGCCGGCACCCACAUGUUGAUUUAUCUAUCACGGUAGAAUUGCAAAUCAGCAAUUGUAUUACUGAUAGAUCCGUAAAUAGAUUGUAUUAUUUGUAGUUUGUUUCCAUCUUCGUGACCAUCGAUGGUUUAAUAGUAAACAUGAGAAUCGGCCGCGCGUUCCGUUUUGCUGACGUGCAAGUCUCGUUGAGGAUACAGUCUGUCAUAUAAAAGUUUCGUCUGUGUGUGUAUGUGUGUGUGUGUAUGUGUGUGCUCAUACAAGAGAAAGAGAUUAUUAUUUUCUGAGAAUACACGCAUGCAUGCACGCAAAUAACUAUCUAAAAUGCUCUUAGAGUCCUGUGUGCGCGUAUGCAUAUUUUAAAAUAAUAAUUUUUUUCGAUUUUUUUUUACACAUACGCUUAUAAGUACAAAUAUUGCAGUGCAUUAAACACGAAAUAUCAAUAAUUGAUAUCGUUUCACCGUACGGAUUCUUAUAAAAUUCUACAAUUGAAAUGGCAGUUACAUAUAAUUUACAUGUUAAAAAUCGGUAUUGUUAUAAUCUAUCACAAUUUGAUAGAUUAUAGCAGGUGACAAUCACGAUUGUCUCGGUUAUUUAUUCACGAGUGUCGUCGGGAUACAUCGCAUUUAACUUCUAUGGGGAAGCAUGCUUACACAAUGUCCAUCAUUUACAUCUAAAUAGAUACCGUCAAGCAAAGAGAUUUUGAUGUCUAUGGACUAUUUUGAUUCGUGUAUAAAAAAAAUUUGUACUGAGAUAUUGACUAAUAUUUGCUUCUAUAUUUAAUUUCUGUAUUUAGCGUAUAGAGAAUAGAUUUGUUAAUAAAUAAAGCGAUUAUUAGUCAGUAUCUUAUAUCAAUGCUUAUUUCUGUGAUUGUAUAAAAUAAAAUAAUUAUUACAAAAA